AUUGUCCACAAGGCGUUGAAUCGAGACUAAAACCCGUGAACAGUAGUGAUUAAAAUCCGACCUGCUUCUGUCUCAAUUUCACUUUCAAUUUCGGAUCCCUUUCUUCCUCAAACCAAUUUCCAGGAUUUGAAAAAUGGCAGAUUCAAAACCAGGAUUGAGGAAGCCAGUGUUCACCAAGGUUGAUCAGCUUCGCCCGGGAACCAGUGGACACACUUUAACUGUGAAGGUGGUCAAUGCUAAGAUGGUGAUGCAGAAGGGUCGUCCCGAUGGUCCUCAAUCUCGCCAAAUGCGAAUUGCUGAAUGUUUGGUUGGUGAUGAGACUGGAAUGAUCAUAUUCACUGCCAGAAAUGAUCAAGUGGAUUUGAUGAAAGAGGGUGCUACUGUGAUCCUGCGUAAUGCCAAAAUUGACAUGUUCAAAGGAUCAAUGAGGCUUGCUGUGGACAAGUGGGGCCGUGUGGAAGUGACAGAACCUGCUAGUUUCACUGUGAAGGAAGAUAAUAACUUGUCUCUCAUCGAGUACGAACUCGUGAAUGUUGUUGUGGAAUGACUUAUUGGGACAUCCUGGAAUUUCUAAUGAGAAUAAAAGCAAAUUCAGCAAAGAAAUCUACCUUUAUUUUUGCUUAUUGGACAUCUCAUCAUGCUCAUCACAGGUCACCUUAGUUUAGGAAUAGAGAUUUGAGAAGCCAAUGGUACCAACAGGUUCUUCUUAGUUCUUACAGUUGCAAUAGACUCUGGAUCUUGCAGCUUCAACCACUGAAUAGAUGGUGGCUGUAAGUGCAAGAAGAAAAUGGAUAUUGGCUUCCAGAUCACGCUUUUUGUUAUGCUAUCUAUCAAUACUUCGGAUUAUGUGCAUCAGAAUAUUAUAUAUGGCAGGUGAGUGUUUAUAUUUGAAUUGGAUGAAAUCACUUGUUUAGUCUGAA
Cajanus cajan (pigeon pea) is the source of this 920-nucleotide messenger RNA. RefSeq lists its product as uncharacterized. The record is from RefSeq and is a predicted model, not a curated record. Lineage: Eukaryota; Viridiplantae; Streptophyta; Magnoliopsida; Fabales; Fabaceae.